Molecule: messenger RNA, 1823 nt
Organism: Neomonachus schauinslandi (Hawaiian monk seal)
Lineage: Eukaryota; Metazoa; Chordata; Mammalia; Carnivora; Phocidae
Gene: FAAP20
Product: FA core complex associated protein 20
Biological process (GO): DNA damage response
Molecular function (GO): ubiquitin binding; K63-linked polyubiquitin modification-dependent protein binding
Source: RefSeq, a predicted model, not a curated record
AUGCCGAGUCAAGAGGAGACUCCUUAUGAGGUCCACUUCAGCAGAGUCCUAAAAUGGCUGGUUCCUGGCUUUGGGGUUUUUGGGGUGCGGCUGGAGGCUGUGGCAGCCCAGGGUUUGAGCCUGCUGAGCACUGUGGGCCCCACACACGCACUCUGCUGCCCGACGGGUCCUGCCACGUUUCCCAGGCAACUGUUUCAAUCUGCCUGUCUGCCUGGCACCGCACACUCCCACGAAUGCUGCUGCCUGGCUGCCAGCGCGCUGGCCCGCCUGGCACACACCGGCUGGCAGGGGGGAGGCCGGUGUCCCCUGGCCGCUCCGGGGCCCCGCGCCCACGUGUUUCCCGGAACCCGACUCGGUUCCCCGCCCCCGCCGGGUCCCCCGCUGAGUUCUCCCCGCACCCCCAGCGGCCGCGGGGGGCCCCUCCCGGGGGAUAGCGGCGAGUGCGCGCGGCCGUGGGCGGAGCUGCUGCGAGCUGGGAGCGCGGAUCUGAGCCCCGACGGAGAGCUGCCGUCGCUGCCUGCCUUCCCCGGCCCGGAGCCCGGCCGGGGUCCCGAGCGCGCCGCGCCCCCCGAGGUGUUCACCGUGGGAGCCCGGACCUUUUCCUGGACGCCCUUCCCACCGGCCCCGAGGGGAGGCGGGGACCCAGGGCGUUCCUACCGGGUGCUGCUUGGGGCCCGGGGGCGCUCGGGGUCCCCUGCCCGGUCCCCGCAGCGACGCUCCGCGCCUGAGCCCCGCGGGACCCCUGGCGCCCAGGAGCAGCUGUGGGAGGCGACCCUGCGGAGCUGCCCCAUGUGCCAGGCCGAUUUCGCCCCCAGUCUGUCCCUGCUGGACAUCGAUGGCCACCUUGCUCAGUGCCUGGCGGAAAGCACGGAAGACGUGGUGUGGUGAGCCUAGCCAGUGUGGAGGCCCAGCCUCCCCCUGCCGGAACCGUGUCCUCUCCGCCAUGGAAGCCACGUGUUAAAAUGUCAGUGUGGACUCCUGGUGUGGUGUGUUUGUAUCGGGACCGAAACCCGGGCUCCUCUCCCUUUUUGGCUGACGCUAAGCAGAGCGCUCUCCUGCCGUCCGGAAUGGACAGAGCUGCUCAGCAGAGGGACCAGGCCCAGGUGCAUGAGCUGAGACUCGUGAGCAGAACUGGCCGCGUCUGCGGACAGGCGGGGGCUGCACGUUUUCCUGCCUCCGCAGACCCUGCUCACACCGUGUUUUAAUUCCCCAGAUGAAGUGCUCAUUAUGCAGUGCCGGCCACCCCGGGCGGAAGACACCUCACCCACGGGCGGGCGGGGACUUGGGCGGGACUGGACCAGGCGUCAUCACAGUGGGCAGGCCAGUGUGCCAGAACAUUCCGCAUCAGCCAGGUGUUGGGCUUCCGGGGCCAGUGGAAAACGGGGCACAAGAUCAUCUAUAGGUAGCUCUCCUUCCAGUGCUGACGGCCCACAGAUUCUGGAAGAGCUGGGCUUUUGUGGCACCCACCGUGGCCGCAGAGCAGUGGUGGCAGGGAGCGGGUCACGAGCCAUGAAGACACCGUGGAGGAACCUAACUGCAUGUGACCAAGGGAAAGAUGCCAGUCUGCAGACCGCAUGCUGCGUGACCCCCUGUAGGGUCUUCUGGAAAAGGCAAAACUACAGAGACAGUCGAGAGACCUGUGGGCACCGCGGACGGGCACAUGGGACUUCGGGCGAUGAGGCCACUUUGCAUGAUCUGCACUGGUGGGUACAUGUCAUCAUUUUGUCCAAACUGCGCUGCGCCCCCAAGAUGUGCACCCAGCACCCUGGGGACGAUGACAUGUCUGCGCGGUUCGUCCGCGGUCACAAGUGGCCCCUGGGAAG